Messenger RNA from Perca flavescens (yellow perch), 11768 nucleotides. RefSeq names its product myosin XVAa (gene myo15aa). Gene Ontology annotation, cellular component: myosin complex; cytoskeleton. Lineage: Eukaryota; Metazoa; Chordata; Actinopteri; Perciformes; Percidae. Gene Ontology annotation, molecular function: cytoskeletal motor activity; ATP binding; protein binding. The record is from RefSeq and is a predicted model, not a curated record. The coding region runs from base 1 to 11235 and encodes 3744 amino acids. The transcript is spliced from 68 exons.
AUGCCACCUAAAAAAGGUGAUGCAAAAUCAGCUGCCAAGAAAGGCAAGUCAGAGGAGCCAAAGAAAGGAGGAAAGGUUGAUAAGAAGGGAGGGAAAGAUGACAAUAAAGGGGGAAAGAAACCGGAGGAGCCACCAGCUAAGGGGAAAGGGAAGGAUGAUGGAAAAAAGGGAAAGGGAAAGAAACCGGUCAGCGAGUCAGAGGAGGGGUCAGAGGAAGAAGAAGAGGAGAUGAAGACUGAGGAAGAAAACAGUGAUGACAGUGAGAAAGAGGUAGUUACCAAGAAGGAUAAAGGGAAAGGGAAAGGAAAAGCAGCUCUGAAAGGUGCCUCCAAGGCCAUUGCUGUAAAGGGAUUUAAGCCUCCUAAACACUUACCUCCGUCUGAUGAUGAUGAGGAAGAGGAUGAACAGACGGGAAAGGCACCGAUCAAUAAAGGGAUGGGUGCAGUAAACCUGAAGAAGAUGAGUGAUGUCAACAUCAAAGGAGCCUCCAGGGCCAUGAUGGGCUUUGCUGCAGAGGGACAGAAGAAGGGUGCAAGUGCAGCAAAAGCACAAAAGACACCAGUUCUUAGUUCUAACCUCAAAGGAGCCUCCAAAGCCCUCACAGGCCUUACAGGGAAAUCCUCUCCUUUUAGCAUGCCCUCUAAACAGCAGGCAGAGAAACCAAAAUCAAAGAGAAACCUCAAAAGCACCUCCCGUCUCUUCCUACGACUCUCCAAGAAAAAGAAGCCCCCUGCUGGUAGUAAACCACUACUGGGAGCCAGCAAGCUUUUUUCUGGGUUUGGGGGUAUGUCAUCUUCCGCUGACAAAAAGCCUGGUCUGUCAGGCUUCAGCUUGUUUAAUAAAAAGAAUGAUGCUCCAAAAGAAACCGCACCACCUAAAAAGACAUUUAAUUUAUCUGGCUUAGGGGGCCAGGGGAAAAUGGCAGCAGAGGCAAAGGGACUGGGAGGGAAGUUCAAAGGCAUGUUUGGGAAAAAGAAAGCAGGAUCAGGGUUUCAGUCUAAAAGCCGGGUGUUAGGAAAGAUGGCUGCAGUAUCUAACUGGUUGACAGGGAGGUUCCUGACUGCUAAGGGCCAAGGUCGGCUAGGGGAACAAGCAGGAGGACGGGCACGAAAGAGUCUGUCAUUUGCUAACAGAGACACAAGAGGGAGACAGACUCAUUAUUACAAUGAGGGCUAUGAGUAUGAUGAUGAGUAUGGAUAUGAGGAAGAUUACCACGACAGGAGGAGACCUAAUGGCUACCUGAGACAACCUAUGACCUAUGACCCAUAUGACCCUUAUGGAGAUGAACUGGAUUACUACGAUGAUGAAGAUGAUGAGUGGGAAGAUGAAUAUGGUUACUAUGAUGACGAAGGCAACUUUUAUUAUGAUGAUGAGUUAUACUACGAGGAUGAUGUGGAUUACUACAGUUACCCUUAUGGCUAUGAUGAGUAUGACAAUUACUAUGGCGAUGAAGAGAUGGAGUAUUACUAUGGUGAAGAUGGAAUGCUGUAUGAAGUGGAGCCAGAGCCAUAUGGUUACUAUGGUAAUGCCAUGGAUGAUUUCUAUGACCCACAUGACCCUGAGCUGUAUGGAGAUUACUUUGACCACAAUAUGGGUUAUAACUAUGGGAUGUCUGACCCAUAUGGCAUGAUGAGUGGUGGUUAUGAUGUUGUUUCCGGCCUAUAUGAUGACCCAAUGCUGGGAUAUACAGACCCUGCUGCUAUGUAUAACCCCUAUCAGCAACCUUUCUAUAUGGAAUCUGGGCUAGAUCCAGCUGAGACAGGACAGCUAUAUGGACAGGAGCAGCUGUCUUACCCUCUUGCUGAGCCAUUUUCAGCAGAACAGUUCAGGGUCCCCAGGCCCCAGGAGAGGACUCAGUCACCGGGCCUCAAUGGCAGGCCAAAUGCAGGCUUCCCAAAGGGGGAGGCCACCCAGCCCACCUGCUUCUUCAUCACACCAGAGGAGAGGGAUAUCACCAGUCGCCCCCUUCCCACCCGGUCCUCUACUCGCAGGUUGAGAGGUGGUGCUGGAGGCCGAAAUCAUGUGCCCAUGGGGGCCGUGAAACCCUACCCAGCUAAUCCCUACUCCCAGAGAAGCAGUAGACAUGGACCCCCUGUCACUCAGCAUGUAGCCCCAUUCAGGUCCUCUAUCUAUAGUGGCCCAACACCUCCCUCAGGACAGAUAGGGGGUGUAGCUGGAACACCCAUGUUAGCCAGGUCAGGCUCCCGGCCUACAGGAUUAAGGGAGUCAAAGCGAAUUGGUACUCCCCAAAGAGGCUUCCACAGACCUGGCUAUGAGUCCCCAGAGUCCAAGGCCAACAUCUUUUCAACCUCCAGUAUAUCACCCCAGUCUUCCUGGUACUCUCCAACCAUCUCAAACCAUUACCCAUAUGAAGUCUACCCCCAAAACCCCCCUCAACCUGCACCCUCAUCACCUUAUCUUGGGCGUGCACUCCAGAACCCUUAUCUGCAGAAUGCCAGCUACACAACUACUUUACAGAGAAGCCCGUGCCCCAUACCUGGUGGCCAGGGUGACAUAUCGGCUGAUGUUCAUUUAAGUCAGGAGGGGAGCCCAUAUGCCACUCCUGGUCUAUCUAAUGCUUUGAUGCAGAACUCCCACCUGCGCAGCGCCUCCUACACAUCUCCUCUACAACGCAAUGCCAAUGUCUAUACAACUGUCCUCUCAUCCCCACAGGCAGCAGCCCCUUCUGUCCCCUCUGUACCCUCCUCCCCACACUUGUCUUCUGCUAUGCUUACCUCCCAGCUACGUAAUGCUUCCUUUGUCUCACCCCUUCAGCGACACCUCUCCCCUGCUUCUCCCGCCCCUCCUCCCACCACACCUCAACAAGUUACUGUAAGAGGUCCCUCUUCAUUUCUCUCUGGUGGACUGCGGACCUCUCAAAUCCAGGGAUCCAUGUUAAGACUUCCAGGUGGCACUUUGACAAUGUCCGGGAGACCUGUUCAGUCUCCGGUUACCACUGGUGGUGGUGGUGGGAGGCUGUCCCCUUCUAUGCUCUCUAAUGCCCUGCAGAACCCAAGCCUACGUCAGGCCACCUAUCAAUUACCUGAUGGCUCAUUGGUCACCAGAACGGAACCUGCUGAACCUUCCCAACGCCCAUCACCCCUCUCAUCCUCUAUGCUGUCCUCUGCCUUGCUCAAUCCCAGUUUGCGUCAGGCCACAUAUCGUUUGCCUGAUGGCACUCUUGUAACCAGGACAGAGCCCACACCUGUACACUCCCUUUCCUCACCUAUGCUGUCCUCUGCACUGUUGAACCCCAAUGUAUGUAAAGCCACAUAUAGGCUGCCAGAUGGAACUUUUAUUACAAGAAACGAGCCAGCACCUGAGCAUGUCACCCCUUCAUCUUCUAUGCUUUCCUCUGCUCUUCUCAAUGCUAAUGUUCGUAAGGCUUCUUAUCGAUUACCAGAUGGUUCAAUUCUAACUCAUCCGGUAGAGGAGACACAGAAUGCUGUGAGCGCAGUAUCAUCACCUGGGUUAUCAAGCGCCCUGAUGAAUGCUAACUUGCGUAAGGCCAAGUUUCAACUCCCAGAUGGAUCAUCAUUGUUUUCACGGAACCAAACCCAAGCAUCCACCUCUGCCUCCUCUGGUCCUAACCUUUCUGGUGCAAUGUUAAACACCAACCUCCGAGGUGCCUCCUACAGACUCCCCAGCACAUCACUUUUGAGGCAGCCUGGUUCUGCUGAUACCUCUGAGUCACGUUCCCUUGACCUCUCCAAUGCUCUCCGCAACCAGAACAUCCGUUCGGCCACUUACCGUCUGCCUGACGGAACUCUGAUGACCCACUCUCAGCCCACUACAGCCCCUCGAACACUUGACCUGUCUAAUGCUUUAUCGAAGAACCCAAACCUUCGUGGGGCAAAUUACCGUCUCCCCGGUAAUAUAAUGACACGGCUUGGUGCACCUAGCACCCCAGAACCUCGCUCACUUAAUCUCUCUGGUGCCCUGCAGAACUCUCAUCUCCGGGGGGCCUCUUUCCGUCUACCCUCAUAUGCUGUAGUGUCACCCCAGGUCCAGGGAUCCGGCCAUGAACAGCACUGGGCACAGGGCCCUGGAGUUGAAGGCUUAGGACUGCAGCAAGACGUGGAUGUGUGGGGUGCAGAGAGGGUUCUACCUCACGGCACAGUUCAGAAUCUCAAUAAGUGGUCCAUGUAUAGAGAUGGGGAGCUGCUGGACCCCCAAAGCCUGAUGGUACAGGGACACAUGGGGAAUGAACCAGGGGAGUGGAAUCUCAGCAGAGAGGGGGAACCACAGGGCCACUGGUUUGACAAGAUGUACUCAAUCAGAAGCCUGCCAACCAUGGCUCACCGGGAGCAACGAGAGGAAGAUGGAGUGGAAGAUAUGACACAGUUAGAGGAGAUGCAUGAAGGGUCUGUUUUGCUGAACCUGAGGAAAAGAUGGGAGAGGGAGCUUAUUUAUACGUACAUAGGUAGUAUUCUGGUGUCUGUGAAUCCCUACAAGAUGUACAACAUCUAUGGGACGGACAUGGUGCUGCUGUACAAGGGUCAUGCUCUUGGAGAGUACCCUCCGCAUUUGUUUGCCAUAGCAAACGCUGCUUAUUCCAAAAUGAUGGAUGCCAAACACAACCAGGUCAUAAUAAUCAGUGGGGAGAGCGGGUCUGGAAAAACAGAGGCUACCAAACUAGUCCUUCGCUACCUUGUAGCAAUACAUCACAAAUGCAAUCUUGCGCAGCAGAUACUUGAGGCAGCUCCUCUCCUGGAAUCUUUUGGAAAUGCCAAAACUGUACGGAACGAUAAUUCCAGUCGCUUUGGGAAAUACAUAGAGGUCUUUCUGGAGGAUGGUGUGAUCAGUGGUGCCAUAACCUCUCAGUAUCUACUGGAAAAGUCCCGUAUCGUCUUCCAGGCCAAAGAUGAGAGGAACUAUCAUAUCUUCUACGAGAUGCUGGCAGGUCUUCCCUCGCAGCAGAGGCAGGCUUUCUAUCUACAAGAGGCUGAGACCUACUAUUACCUCAACCAGGGAGGGGAUUGUGGGAUAACAGGAAAGAGUGACGCAGAGGACUUCCUGCGUCUGCUCGCUGCCAUGGAGAUCCUUCACUUCACCCCUGACGACCAGUCGGCCAUCUUUAAAGUUCUCUCUUCCAUACUGCACCUGGGCAACGUCUACUUUCAGAAAUAUGAGGCCGAUGGCCAGGAGGUGGCGUCAGUGGUGAGUGCUCAGGAGAUCAGAGUGGUGGCAGAGUUGCUGCAGAUCUCUCCGGAGGGACUACAGAAAGCCAUCACCUACAAAGUCACAGAGACAAUGAGGGACAAGAUCCACACCCCAUUGACUGUGGAAAGUGCUGUUGAUGCCAGAGAUGCUGUUGCCAAGAUCCUGUACUCGCUACUCUUCCACUGGUUAACAGAGAGGAUCAACGCUCAGGUGUACCCCCGCCAACACACCGUCUCCAUCUCAAUCCUGGACAUUUACGGAUUUGAGGAUCUGGCCUUCAACAGCUUUGAGCAGCUUUGCAUUAAUUAUGCAAACGAGUACCUGCAGUUCUUCUUCAACAGGAUCAUAUUCAGGGAAGAACAGGAGGAGUACAGCCGAGAACAGAUCCCCUGGCAGGACAUCCCAUUUAGUGACAACCAGCCCUGCAUCGACCUCAUUGCUGCUAAGCCUCAUGGGAUACUGAGGAUCCUGGACGACCAGAGCUGUUUCCCACAGGCGACAGACCACACGUUCCUCCAAAAGUGUCACUAUCACCACGGCAACAACCCACUGUAUCUGAAGCCAAAGAUGCCCCUCCCAGAGUUCACCAUCAAGCACUUUGCUGGCCGGGUCACCUACCAGGUUUACAAGUUCCUUGAUAAGAACUAUGACCAGGUCCGUCAGGAUGUCCUGGACCUGUUCAUUCAGAGCAAAAACAAGAUGGUGUCAAAUCUCUUCCUGGUUCACGCAGAGGUCACGGGUCAGCAGAGAGGUGGUCACAUGAGGAAGAGCAGCACAGUCACCAGAAAAUACCAAGCCCCCACCGUCAGCAACAAGUUCCAACAGUCCCUGCUGGAGCUGGUGGAGAAGAUGGAGAAGUGCAACCCUUAUUUUGUCCGCUGCAUUAAGCCAAAUAAUAUGAAGCAACCAGGUGUAUUUGAGGAGGACCUGGUCAGCAGCCAGCUAAGACACUCAGGGGUCCUAGAGACCAUUAGGAUCCGUAGAGAGGGGUAUCCUGUCAGAAUGCCAUUUUACAACUUCCUAUUCAGGUAUAAGUCUCUGGUGGGCAUACGAGAGCUUCCAGCAGCAAAUGGAGAGAACUGUGUGAUAAUGCUCAGUAAACUGUGUCUUCUCAGACCAGGAGCAUACCAUGUAGGAGUCACAAAGUUGUUUCUGAAGGAGGACAUCUACCAGUUGUUGGAGUGUAAGCGUGAACGCACCCGUCACCUUGCUGCUCUCACCCUGCAGCGUUACACCCGGAUGUUCUUCGUCAGGAAACGCUUUGUGGCCUUCCGCAAGAAGAUCAUCGGGCUGCAGGCACAGUGCCGAGGCUUCCUCACAAGGAAGCACUAUGUGAAAAUGAGGGAGAGUCUAGUUCGGUUCCGCUCUCUCGUCCACAUGUACGUCAGCCGCAAGCGAUACAUCAAGAGGAAGUUUGAAGCCCAGAGGAAAGCUGAAGAGGAGAGGAGGAGGAGAGAGAUGGAGCUGACCAAGAGGGAGGUGGUGAACGUCACGCACUUGGUGAUCCCUGCAGAGCUGGGCACGUUACUGCAGACAGCGGGAGUCAAGAGGGAGUUGCACUCAGACUGUCUGGCUCUGCUUCAGGCUCCUCAUAUCCAGGAAGAGGCUCAACUCACUCUGCCUCUGGACAUCAACAACUACCCGUUCUACCGCUAUGUGCAGAUCUACUUUAGGGAACCAAAGUUUGGGAUGUUGAGUGCACCUCUGGAGUACCCACUGACCCGUGUAGAGGAGGACCUGAGAGGAGAAGCUCUGGAGCUCUUCAUCCUGGUAUUACGAUUCAUGGGGGACCCUCACCUGAACGGUGCGCAGGAAAACAUGUUUGGGAAUUACAUCAUCCAAAGGGGCCUGUCUUCUCCAGGAUUACAGGACGAGAUCCUGGCUCAGGUCGUCAACCAGGUGUGGAGGAACGUUAACCCCGACAACGCUGAGAGAGGCUGGCUGCUGCUGCUGGCGUGUGUCUGCAGCUUCGCCCCGUCACCCAAAAUGGGCAAAUAUCUACUGAAGUUUGUAUCCGACCACGCCCCUGCUGGUUGCCAGGCGUUGCUGCAACACAGACUCAUCCAAGCCAAUCAGAAGACACAGCUAGGCUCAGGCUCCACCCCCGAGACGGCACGGACCUAUCCGCUGUCCCUGCUGGAAUGGACGGCCAAUAGGAAGAAGGCUAACAUGGUGUUGCAGUUGCACUGCUUUGACGGAGGCUCAUUUCUUUGUCCGGCCCAUUCCUGGACCAGUGGAGAGGAUUUAGCAGGGGACAUACUGCGCCACAGGGGAGUGUCGGACUGGUGGAAGGGGAGUUCAAUUCUGAUGAAGGAGCACGGCCAGUGGGUGGAGUUGGCGGGUCACGACUAUGUGAUGGACCUGAUCGCGGACCUGGAGCUUCCCACUGACUUCCCAAAGCAGAAGAGCUACUUCAUCAUCAGCACUGACGACCCAGCCAGAGUCCGGGCAAAUGCCAGCCUUGCUUUGUUUGGCGGUGGCUUUGAGUCCGAUGAGGAGCUUCCUCCUGCCUUUCCUCUCCGUAACAGCAGACCAGCCUACAGCCUGCCUGACUCUGACGGUUACUACAGCCACGUAGAGUCGGAUGCGUUCAGUGACAGUCAGACUCAGAGAGGAAUGGACCGCUACCUGGACAGUCUGUUUGACCCUGUGCUGUCAGACAGCAGCAUAGACAUGGAAAAAACUGGAAGUUUAUCAGCAAGGAUGAAGGGAGGAGGAGGUAUAGGCAUUACAGGAGGAGGAAGAGGAGAGGGGGAUAGUCAAACGGCCCCCAGCCGACCUUAUCCACCAGGAAUACAUCCCGGAGGAUCGGAGCAGACAGUACUGACUCAACAGCAACAGGCCAUCAUCCACCAGCAAGCCAUCAUUCUGGCCCAGCAGAUGACCAUGCAGGCCAUUGCGAUCCAGCAGCAGAUGUUGUCCUCCUUUCCCCCGGUUGCCCCGGCGCCCCAGUCACCACCCUCACAGCAUUACACACACUUGCCACAACACUCUCACAUAACCAGCCCUACCAAAGAGAGUGAAGAGUCGCUGUACCAGCCUGCUGCUGUUCAGCGAAAAAUGAGUCCAACACGUGGGCCCCCUCCUGGCGACGUGGUCCGAUCCACUACGAGUAACACGGAGCGCAUCGAUCCUAGCCACAACAUCAAAGACAUCAUCAAACAGCACCAGCCAGCUGACGCGACAACUUCUACUGGACCAGCCACGCAAAGGAAAGAUGAUGGAAAGCUGUUUGCGAAGAAGCCAGACCCGCAUGAUGAAGCUAUGGAGAUCCUUAAAGAUCAGAUUACAAACCCACCACAACCGACUCAAAGGAAGCCUCAACCCUUGCUACGUAAAGAAGAGGGAGGAGUUAAGGUUUCCAAGACAACCAAGUCUCGCCCUGCAGGGGCAAAUAGCUCCAACAUAAGCCCCGCCCCUCCUGCAGUCUCUAGAGAGUUGCCAGUAGAGGAGGAGAUCAUUCAGACUCAACUCCACAGCAGGACCAGUGAAGAAUAUUACACAUACUCCAAUGUCCCCUGGAAACUCUACAUGAGGAAAGAGGUUUUCUAUCCGAAAGAGACCUUCAACAGCCCACUGGUUCUGGACCUGAUCUUCAGACAGGUUGUGCAUGACACCCUCUCUGACGCCUGCAUCCGUAUCACCCAGGAGGAGAGACAGAAGAUGAAAGCUUUACUCGCUGAGAACAAGGUGGAUCAGCUGUCCAGAACGCACGAUGAGAACGUGAAGAAGAAAGCAGUUGCCAUGGCCAGAGACUCGUGGGAGAUAUACUUCUCCCGUCUCUUCCCAGCCUCUGGCAGUGUGGGGACAGGAGUUCAGGUGCUGUCUGUGUCUCAUAAAGGCAUCAAGCUGCUGAAGAUGGUGAGGAGCGGCUCUGCUGCUCCAGACUACUUCAGAGUGCUGAGGCCUUACAGCUACUCGGACAUCCUGUUUGUGUCGAUUCCAUCUAAGAACAUGCUAGAGUUCAACCUGACCGCCGAGAAGCUGAUCCUGUUCUCGGCCAAGGCCCCACAGGUCAAACACAUGAUCGACUACUUCCUCACAGAGCUUAAGAAGGACUCAGAGUAUGUUGUGGCGGUGAGGAACUUCAUUACUGAGGACAGGAGUCUGCUCAGCUUCCACAAAGGAGACAUCAUCAGACUGCAGCACAUGGACGGGUUGGAGGCCGGCAAACAUUACGGCUGCAUAGUGAGGAAGAAGGUCAUGCUUCUGGAGGAGCUAAAGAGAGACACUCCUGAGUUUGGCUGGCGGUUCGGGGCUGUGUACGGAAAAUCGGGAGUGUUUCCCAGCGAGUACGUCCGUCCUGUGGCUGCUCCGGACUUCCUGGUACUUCCCGCUGAGCGCGUGGAGCCUCGAGACAGACAGGGACGAGUAGCAGCAUCUGCUGCUAUUGCCGUGGCGAUGGGCUCCGCUGUAGCUGCCCAUGAGCUCGACCUCUCCACACAGGUAGUAAAUGAGAUGUAUGGGGACAGUCUGAGUGUCCAACUGGACGACCUGCCUCUGCACAGCGGCCAGUACCACAUGGCUGAGUUUGCCAAGAAGUACUUCAGAGAGGCGCAGAGGAUCAAAAGUGAUCAGAAAGCAAAAAAGGGGAAGGAGGGCAGGGACCCUGUUGACAUGGUCAAAUUCUCCAAGUCUCCCAUCCAGGAGUCUUUAAUCGACUUCUCAGACAGCGGGAUGAACAGAGUGGCUGCUGACAUCUUCUUAGACAUAAUGAAGUUCAUGGGAGACUUCCCACUGAAAGGUCAGACUGAACAGGACCUGGUCACCUCUUUACUGAAGUUAAGUGGCGACCAUGGCCUGAUAAAGGAUGAAGCCUACUGCCAGGUGAUGAAGCAAGUUACCGCCAACACCAGCUCCAAACCGGACAGUUGUCAGAGAGGAUGGAGGCUGUUGUACAUCCUGACAGCUUUCCAUCGCUGCUCUGAUGUGAUGAAGCCAUUUCUGAUGAAGUUCCUGCAGGAUGCCUGCGACAGCCCCGGGAUGCAGUACCAAGGGAUUGCCAAGGCAUGUGAGCAGAAUCUGAGGAGGACUUUUCAAUAUGGCGGACGUAUACAGUUUCCCAACAGCAUGGAACUCAAAGCUAUGCUGGCUGGGCGGAGCUCCAAGAGACAGUUGUUCCUGCUGCCAGGUGGGAUCGAAAGGCACUUGAAAAUCAAGACGUGCUCUGUUGCUUUGGAUGUCAUCGAGGAGCUUUGCUAUGAGAUGGGACUACAGAGGGUGGAGGCUUUGGAUGAAUAUGCCAUCUUUUUGGUCACACACAAAGGUCAGAAUGUGCGUCCCCUGAACAAGCGCGAGUACAUCCUGGACAUUGCUACAGAGGCAGAGCCAGUGGAUGCCAACUACAGUCUAUGGUUCAGGAGAGUCAUAUGGAGUGUGGCCUUAAAACUUGACAACGAACUCUAUGUGACCAUGCACUAUAAUCAGGUGUUGCCAGACUACCUGAAGGCCUUGCUGAGUGUGGUUCCUCUGGGUAAGGCCAGUGACCAGCAUAUGAAGCAGAUCGCCAGACUGGCUGCCCUACAGCACCGUGCCAAGGACACCGUCUACCUGCCCACCCUCCGUGAGGUGCAGGAGUGUGUCCCUCCACAGUUCUACACCAAACAGGGUUCACAGCAUUGGCUCAAUAUGGCAACUCAACACGUGCAGCAGGUCCAGGCCUUAAACCCACACCAGGCUCGAGCACAGUUCCUUGGUCUGGUCAGUGCCUUCCCCAUGUUCGGCUCCUCCUUCUUCUACAUCCAGAGCUGUAGCUCCGCCUCCAUCCAUGCCCCGUGCAUCCUGGCCGUAAAUCUGAAUGGACUGCACUUUCUUAACAAGGAUACUCAUGAGGCCAUGGUGCGUUUCCCUCUAAAGGAGGUACAGUCAACUCGCACUCAGAGACCAACUUCAGGCUCCAGUUAUCCAUAUGUGGAGAUCAUGAUAGGAGACCUGCUCAACCAGCGCAUCACACAGCUACAGCUGGAGCAGGGCCUGGAGCUGUGCCGAGUCAUCGCCAUGCACAUGGAGAACAUGUUGUCAGUCAGAGAAAAGAGACUCACUUUGCCGCCAAGUGAAAUCACCCUGCUAUAACACUAACACAAACAGAGAAGUCCCACUGUAUGCCUUAUAAAUGUACUGUAUCUACCUCUAUUUUAAAAAUCAAAUAUUUUGAUACGUAAAGCUAAUGUUUCUGUAAUGUGACGAAUGUACGGUGAUGAUGUUGAUGACAUAGUUUAUGUAUUCAACCAAGGAUUGUCUUCUUCAUUAAUUGUUGGUCUAUAAAAUGUCAGAGAAGAGCAAAACCAUAAUUUCCCACAGCCAAAGUUGUCAUGUUUAAAUGGCUUGUUUAGUCCAACCAACAGUCCAAAGCCCAAAUAUAUUCAGUUUACUAUCAUAGAAGAGUAAGAAAACCAGCAUUUUAUAUUAAAUAUUCUCAUUUGAGAAGCUGGAACAAGUGACUUUUGGGGCAUUUACUUAAAAAAAGCAAAUAAUAGUAAAUUAUUAUACCCACAGCAUUAACAUAAAGUAGAAAUAGUUAUCUUUCCUGUAUGUCAGUACAGACACACACACACACACACACACACACACACACACACACACACACACACACACACACACACACA